Messenger RNA from Adineta steineri, 1050 nucleotides. The record is from the annotation of a GenBank genome assembly. NCBI's taxonomy places the organism in Eukaryota, Metazoa, Rotifera, Eurotatoria, Adinetida, Adinetidae.
AUGGCAGCUACAUCAAAUGAUCAAAAUAAACUUGAAGUUUUGGUACCAGGUGGUGUUGGUUUUAUUGGUAGUCAUUGUGUUAUUGAACUUAUCAAUGCUGGAUAUGAGCCUAUCGUAGUUGAUAAUUUGUCAAAUUCUUCUAUAGAAUGUUUAAAACGAGUUGAAAAAAUCAGUGGAUCUAAAAUAACAAAUUAUACAAUUGAUUGUCUUGAUUUAGAAAGUUUAAGAGAUGUUUUUAAGAAACAUUCUAUUUAUGCUAUUAUUAAUUUUGCUGCUUUAAAAUCUGUUGGUGAAUCUGUUAAAAACCCAGUUUUAUAUUAUCAAAAUAAUGUUGGUUGCUUAUUUAAUUUACUUAAGUGUAUGGAAGAAUUUAAUGUAAAAAAUUUUAUUUUUUCAUCAUCAGCUACUGUUUAUGGUACACCAAAAUAUUUACCAUUAGAUGAGAAACAUCCAUGUGUUGGAGAUGCUAUUACAAAUCCAUAUGGAAAGAGUAAAUAUAUUUGUGAACAUGUUCUUAAAGAUACAACUGUUGCUCAUUCUGAUUGGAAUAUUAUUCUUUUACGUUAUUUUAAUCCUGUUGGUGCUCAUGAAUCAGGUUUAAUUGGUGAAAAUCCUGUUGGUACACCAAAUAAUCUUAUGCCGUAUGUUGCCCAAGUAGCUGUUGGUAGAUUACCACAUGUAAAUGUUACGGGUACUGAUUAUGAUACACCGGAUGGAACAGGUGUACGAGAUUAUAUUCAUGUUGUUGAUUUGGCUAAAGGUCAUAUAGCAGCAAUGAAAAAGUUUAAAGAUAGUUGUGGUCUUCAAAUAUAUAACCUUGGUACGGGUAAAGGUUAUUCAGUGUUAGAGAUGAUUAAAGCAUUAGAAAAAGCAUCAGGAAAAACUAUUGCUUAUAAGAAUUGCCCUCGACGUUCAGGUGAUCUUGCUUCUGUUUAUGCUGAUUGUAGUUUAGCUGCUAAACAACUUGGAUGGACAGCUCAACGAGGUUUAGAUGAUAUGUGUCAAGACUUAUGGCGAUGGCAAUCAAAUAACCCAAAUGGCUUUCAAUAG